AUGAUAAUGGAAGUUUCUAGUAGUUUAGGGUUUUCAGUUGCUGCUGUUGUUGAUUAUCUUCAAGAGUUGUAUCCUUGUGCUGUUGAAACAGGUUGGGAUGAGCAGAAGAAUUGCGUGAAGAGUAUUCUUAAAGUGAAAGAUGAAGAGAUAAAAGAUGAAACUACCGGUGAAAUUAAAGAGUAUAGAGUACUUGUUUCUGGUAUUGAGAUAAGAGAUGGUAUUAACUGUUCUAUUUUCAUUUUUUUGGAAGAUGAGCUGAUUGCUCAAAGUAUCUUUGAGUAUAAGAGUGACUUUGAUUUAACUGAUAGUACUAGAUAUCCGUUAAAGUUUAAUGAGUUCAAGAAAAAUGGAGCAGCUUUAGUAGUAAUCAGAGAGAGUUUAGUGAACAAAUUGCAUUUGAAGACUACCUUAAAGAAAAAGUUGCAAGAGACUAUUUGUGAAUUAUCAGACACCGAAAGAGACAAUGAUUCAUUAAAGAACAAAGGUUUAGAGAACCGGUUAAAUACAGGUUCAAGUGUGCCCACCACUUCAUCUGGGUUUAAUAGACCUGAUGAUAUGCCUAAAUUCGAGGAUGAGUACGAAGUCAACCAGCCAAGUAGUACGUCUAGGUUCCCUGGAUUAAAUUUAGGUCCUAACCAUCCUCAAGGGUACGGAGACCCUGAUCUAUUUCCAAUGGGACAAAGAAACAUAGAUUUAAACAAUCCAUUAAUGAUUCCACCCCAUGGCCAACCUGGAAACACCACUGGCCAAGGUGGAAUGAUAUUUGAUCCUUCAAGAUUGAACCCUGACGACAGUACAAGAAAUAGAGGACCUGGCUAUAUACCAGGAUCAAAAUACGAUGACCCAUUUGGCAAACCAAGUGGAUUUGGUAAUAAUCCAAAUGGCUUUGGAGGAGGACCAAGUGGAUUUGGGGGAGGAGGAUUCAUUUAA
Messenger RNA from Vanderwaltozyma polyspora DSM 70294, 930 nucleotides. It is a transcript of the gene FUB1, whose product is annotated as Fub1p. The transcript has a single exon. The record is from RefSeq and is a predicted model, not a curated record. The coding region runs from base 1 to 930 and encodes 309 amino acids. Lineage: Eukaryota; Fungi; Ascomycota; Saccharomycetes; Saccharomycetales; Saccharomycetaceae.